ACUUCCACCUCAUUCUUGUUAUUCAGUCACAUUGGUACUGCCGUUCAUUAACGAACCUCUUUAGUUUGAAAUAGUUUUCACGACUAAAAUAAAAAUUUUUUCAAAUUAAAAAUGGCGGUUACGAUGUUCGAUUACACAAAAAUAACAUCUUUCUUAAGCAUGAGUGUACUAUAUGUUGUGGAUUACAUUAAAUCAACUACAGCUUACGAUAUUGUGUGUAAGCUUGCGAAUUUUCAAGGAGUUUGUUUUCCACCUUUAGAUACAUACGAAGAAGAUGAUUAUUCUAAGGAUUGAUACAAAUAUUGUCAAAAUAAAAAAUGUUCAAAUUUCUUUAUAAAUAUAUAUUGAACCUCUUAAAAUACAAAAAAAUCAAACCAUGAAAGAAAUAAUAGAUGAUAAAACAAAAGAAGCUGUCAAGGAAAUAGAAAAUAAAAUGAUUGAAAUUCGUUCCAAUCGAUCUCGAAAUCAUCAGUGGUCUUUGAGUGAUUUUGAAGUUGGAACUCCUUUAAGCCGAGGAAAAUUUGGCAGAGUUUAUCUUGCUCGUGAGAAAAACACCAAGUACAUGGUAGCUUUGAAAAUGAUGUUUAAAUCAGAAUUGGUUAAAGAUCAUAUGGAACAUCAGGUUCGACGUGAGAUAGAAAUUCAAACUCAUUUAAAUCAUCCUAAUAUCCUUAAAAUGCUAACAUAUUUUUGGGACCAAAAAAAAAUUUAUUUAAUAUUGGAAUUUGCUCAGGAAGGAGAAUUAUUCAAAGUAUUAAAUGCUCAACCACAUAAGAGAUUUACUGAACCAACUGCUGCAUAUUAUCUACGACAGGUUGCUGAUGCUUUGAAAUAUUGCCAUAUGCAAAGUGUAAUCCACAGGGAUAUCAAACCUGAAAAUUUAUUAUUAUUUAGUCAUCAUGUAGUAAAACUGGCAGAUUUUGGGUGGUCAGUUCAUGCACCAUCCAAAUGCCGUAGUACAAUGUGUGGUACCAUUGAUUAUCUUCCACCAGAAAUGGUAGAUUCUCAAACAUACAAUGAAUAUGUAGAUAAUUGGUGUUUGGGUGUUUUAUGCUAUGAAUUUUUGUGUGGAUCUCCUCCAUUUGAAAGUUCUGAACAAGCAGAAACUUUUCGAAAAAUACGUGCUGUCACUUAUGGUUUUAAACCCCAUAUGAGUGAAAGCUCUAGAAGCUUAAUUCAAAAACUUUUAGUAAAAAUACCUAAGAAUAGAUUACCUUUGGAUGAAGUUAUGCAACAUCCGUGGACAGUGAAAAAUUGUGAAAUUUUUACUACAAUUAAUAAUUUACCAAUGAAAUGAAAAAUAAAUAAAUAAAUAUACCCUAAAUUUAUCAUUUAUUUCUAUAUUAUAAAAUUAAUUUGCUAUUUCAUUUUAAGCUCUCUAUUUUAUUUUACAUAAUUUAUUCAAUCAUGUAAUAGCUCUCACGAAAAUUCAUUUUUUUCUCAAUUAUUGUUAUUUAGUACAAAUUUUAAUUUUUUGGUCUUCAUAAAAUGUGUAAUUUUUAAUUGGUGAACAAUUUUCCUUAGAUAACUACUAAUACUUGUAUUAUACUUUUGAAUGUAAUAUAAUUUUUUAUUUAAUGAUUUCUUUUUAAAUUAUAAUUAAGUUAGAAAUGUAGUAAAUUGUACUUUAGGAUAUUUUUAUGUAAUUUUAUGUACCUCAAUUUUUUUUAUUCUUAUUAUUAGUCUGUAUAAUUCUAAAAAAAAUGUAAUCAUUAUGUU
Messenger RNA from Daktulosphaira vitifoliae (grape phylloxera), 1719 nucleotides. RefSeq names its product aurora kinase C (gene aurB). Gene Ontology annotation, molecular function: protein kinase activity; ATP binding. The coding region runs from base 377 to 1297 and encodes 306 amino acids. The transcript is spliced from 2 exons. Gene Ontology annotation, biological process: mitotic spindle organization; regulation of cytokinesis; protein phosphorylation. NCBI's taxonomy places the organism in Eukaryota, Metazoa, Arthropoda, Insecta, Hemiptera, Phylloxeridae. Gene Ontology annotation, cellular component: spindle pole centrosome; chromosome passenger complex; spindle midzone. The record is from RefSeq and is a predicted model, not a curated record.